AUGAUGGUGCCACACGGGUGGAGUUUCCACAACAUUGAGAAGGGAAUCAUGACGGAGCGCGCUUCAUCUCCGUGGUGCCGUCCAACUUUAUCGGCCCCUGCAGGGCCUGUCCUUCAACGCCUUGGCCCUACCUGGACCAGUGCAAAGAAGGGGACAUAUCCUUACUGCGAGCUCAUCGCAGCUUCGGAAUGCGCCACUAUCAUCGCCGAUCCGGGUGUCAUUUCGAACCAAUGGGAGCUACUUGGCUCUGGCCACGCUACGGCCCUACGUCCAUGCUCCUGUUUCAAGUUCAAGACCACCACACCCGCCGGGACUCAUGCUGUUCAACUCUGGGCGGUGAGCGGACUUCAUCGUAGUGGAGUGGUCAAAAGGCCAACCGGACCUCCCUCCCAAUCACCGCACCUGCGUGAAUGGGCAGGCAGGAGCUUAAAAACUCACUCUGGAAGCCACGAGGAGGAAGCCACGGGAGCCGCAGGGGUAGGAGGAGGCCACGGGGGCAGGGGCAGGGGGAAGCCACGAAGAAGUAGAGGAAGCGACGAGCCAAGAGCAGCCAUGGAGACAAGGAUGAGCAGAGACAGGCCACGAAGGAGAACCACGAGUGGGUCCCGUUCGAGCAUCAAGGAGACGAACCGCCAAGCGAUCUACACGCAGCGGCAGGGCUCAUACCCCGCCUACGCCAGGUCUACGGCAGGGGUGGCCAACUAG
Knipowitschia caucasica is the source of this 705-nucleotide messenger RNA. The record is from the annotation of a GenBank genome assembly. Lineage: Eukaryota; Metazoa; Chordata; Actinopteri; Gobiiformes; Gobiidae.